Pochonia chlamydosporia 170 is the source of this 1647-nucleotide messenger RNA. RefSeq names its product glutamyl-tRNA(Gln) amidotransferase subunit A. The transcript has a single exon. The record is from RefSeq and is a predicted model, not a curated record. The coding region runs from base 1 to 1647 and encodes 548 amino acids. NCBI's taxonomy places the organism in Eukaryota, Fungi, Ascomycota, Sordariomycetes, Hypocreales, Clavicipitaceae.
AUGAAGGUUUCCAAGCUUGUCAAGGUGACCUUGGGGGUUGCAUGCUCAUUGCUGCCCCUUGGUGUUGUUGCAACGCCCUCCAAGCCCAAUGCUUUCCCAUCUCUUCUCGAUGCCACUCUAGAUGAGCUUCGCCAUGGCCUUGACUCUGGCCACUUUACGAGCGUCGACCUGACAAAAGCGUACAUCGCUCGAAUUAAAGAAGUCUCACAAGAUUUACGACCCGUUAAUGAAAUAAACCCCGAUGCAUUGACCAUUGCGGCGGCCAUGGACGCCGCGAGAAAAGAUAAAUCUCGUAACCUUGGACCGUUGCAUGGCAUCCCCGUUCUCAUCAAGGAUAACAUUGCUACGUUGGAUAAAAUGAACAACACGGCCGGCUCGUAUGCUCUGCUUGGCGCGACACCAAAGGAAGAUAGCACCAUGGUCGCGAAGCUCAGAAAGGCGGGCGUGAUUAUCCUGGGAAAAGCAAACUUGUCGCAGUGGGCAAAUUACCGAAGCUAUAACACGAGCAAUGGGUGGACUUCAUAUGGCGGCCAGACAAAGGGUGCUUAUUUCCGUGACCAAGAUCCGUCGGGGUCUUCCUCUGGAAGUGGUGUCUCUUCGUCCAUCGGGUUGGCGUGGGCGGCAUUGGGAACGGAAACAGAUGGCUCUAUUAUUUCGCCUUCGAAUGUUAACAACCUCGUGGGUAUUAAGCCCUCUGUUGGCCUGACUUCACGGUACUUAGUUGUUCCCAUCUCUGAGCACCAAGACACGAUUGGACCGAUGGCCAGGACCGUUAAAGACGCGGCAUACCUCCUCGCUGCGAUUGCUGGUGCCGACAAGAAGGACAACUACACGUCAGCUAUCCCGUUCAACGGCAGACUACCCGAUUACGUUGGUGCUUGCAAAAAGGACGGCCUGAAGGGCAAGAGGCUUGGCGUGCCGCGCAACUGGUUGCCGCCGCGGAAAGAGAGUUCCCCUGUUAUGAAGGCAUUUGAGGCAACGUUGAAGCUGCUCCGCUCCGAGGGAGCCACCAUCAUAGACGACAUCAACACCCCUGGUCAGGACAUGAUAGGACCGUCUAUGGAGCUCGUCUUGGGCGUUGACAUGCUCACGGAUGUUGCUACACACUACUUCAACCAUCUCAAGUCCAACCCUCACAAUAUCACCACGCUGCAGCAGCUUCAGGAGUUUACGCAAAAGUUCCCCAAGGAGGAAUGGCCCAGAAGGGACACACAGCUGUGGCAAAAUGCCAUUGACUUGGGUUUUGAUAACACUUCUCCUCAGUUCUGGGGCAACUACACCGAGCAGCUAUACUAUGCGGGACCGCUCGGUAUCCUCGGCGCCCUGAAGAACAACUCGUUGGACGCUAUCGUUGUUCCUAGCGAUUACGUGUCUUCGCUGCCAGCUAUUGUUGGCAGUCCCAUUAUCACCGUGCCACUGGGCAAACAGCCAGCUGACACGCCCCUGACGAGAAAUGGGUUUGGAAAUCUGUAUGCUACUGCGCCGAAUUUGCCGUUUGGUCUUGCUUUUGCCGGUGCUCGAUUCAGUGAGGAGAAAUUGAUUGAGAUUGCCUAUGCGUUUGAGCAAAAGACCAAGGUUCGUGGCACAGUCAGGCCACUUGUGAAGCCAAGGACUGAGUUGCGGGAUGUGGUUAAGAGGACGGCAUGA